GCUGUCCUACAUUUUCAAGAUCUAAAGCCUUAUCUACGAUAAAACUUGAUUUGAAACACAUUAAAUAUUACGUUGCCUAAAACGAAGACAAUGAAAACUUCUGUCGGAAUUAUAGCUACUAAAUCUGUUUUGCUCCUGCUGCAUUUAUACCUGAUCGGCACCAAUGCACUGCGAUGCUAUGAAUGUCAGGACGUCAUUCAAAUACGGGACUGUCGGCGGAUAGUGGAAUGUGAUCUAGGACAAAAAUGUUUUUACAGCAAGAAAAAAACAAUUGAGCUUAGCUGCAUGAGGGAAGUACAAUGUAGGGCACUUGAGAAAAUACUCGCUCUCGAAGGUCACAAUCAAAAUCAAAUUGGUUGUUGCAGUCACUCGGAUUUAUGUAAUGGCAUAGACAAUAGUUCACAAACAGCUCAUGUUCCUACUACAACUCAUUCAUGGACGACAACUCCGCUACCUAGAAUCGUCAUUAAUGCCCCUGACAAAGCUGCAUAUAAAAGUAUGGUUCAACUGUCAUGUGUAACUAUACCACCGGCAGAGAGAUACUCUUGGACAUUUAAUGGAACUUCUACUUUGCCAGCUGGGGUGUCUGCUGUACAGUAUACACCGAAUCAGGGCGCUGUUGCAGGAACAGAUGUUUUGACCAUUGUCAAAAUAGACGCCACAUCUUUCGGAACUUACACAUGCGCUGGGUCUAUACAUGGUCAAACGGUGCAAUUCUCACAUUUCAUCAGUAUAAUGCCUGGAACAAUACCGGCUGUUUUGACAGGAUAAGGUGCAUUCUGACUAUGAUUAUUAUAUCAAUAAACUUUAGAAUACCUAUGUAUACAAUAGUUUUAAUACUUCACCUAGCAACAACGUGAUGUAACGCGCUUUGGGCAACGUAAUAUGGUGUCUGUGACACUUUUUUUGUUACUAGUUUGAUUCAUUUGUAUUCGGUAAAAAAAUGCAUAUGUAUUUCAUCAUCUGACGGAUAUAUUAAUUUUGUAUUUUCAAGUGAAAUAAAUCGAAGCUAAUAUAGCAAAAUUAGCGAAUAGCCCUUUAAAAGUUUAGUGCGUCAAGUAAUGUAUCUAAUGUAUCGAAAGAUAAUGUAGCACUAUUUAUCAAAAGCCAGCUUAAGGUUCUAAGGGCCAAACAUGACUCUAACCGUAUCUUUGUAUAUUUUAAAUUUUACGGUCAACACUGGCAAAUGUUUUUUUUUUAAAAUGAAACAAAAUUAAAGUAUUGGACAACGUAGUUUCGUUUUAAGUGUUCAGUGUUAUUUUGACGCUCCUUUGGGAUCAAGAAAUCUAUUCUAUAUCUGAGUCGUGCCAUGAGAAAACCAACGCAGACUGGUCUGGAUCCAUGCUGUUCGCUUUCAAUGCCUAUUGCAAUUAGAGAAACCCUUAGCGAACAGCAUGGAUCCUGAUCAAACUGCGCGGAUGCGCAGGCUGGUCUGGGUCCACGCUGGUCGCUAAGCCACUCUGUUGGUUUUCUCAUGACACGGCUCAUCUAUGUAAUAGAUUUUUACUAAAUCCCGGUGACGAGGGCAAGAGAGGUGUUGCACUUACCGUUACUUCUAAUCAAGGACUAAAUUAAACCAAGCCUGGUAUUGUUUGUUUGCUUUCUUUCUAUGCUUCCAAAGGAUCUUUUCACCGAUGUUAUUAAAACAGACCUAAUGACUCACGUGUCAGUUCACGUGCAAAUGUAAUCAUGGAAUAAUUUAAAAGGAAUAAAGUGAAUAAAAAAUGAUUAUUUAAUUUCUUGUACAAUUUACAUAUAUUACCGUGAACAGAUUUUUCCUCGAAAAAACUUUAAGUUUCAAUGUCUAGACAAUCAAUCUGCAAGAAUGAUUUUUAUAAAAAGAGAUCCAUCGAUACAUGUGUAUUAGCGGGUUAAAAGUAAUUUGAUGACUUUAAACAAAACUUGAACUUGAAAAUACCCGAAUCAUCUUAAACUUAGGAACCAGUUUUUGUUCAUUUGUUUCCUUAGACAUCACUGGGCAAAUUUGAAACAAAAUUUAAUAUAAGAAUGACACUGACGCCUGAAUUUCAUGUCGCGACGUAAUUCAGUGUGUGUUGUUGCGCUAUUUUUUUCUAUCUAGUUCAGUAUUGUCCAUCCUAUUCAGGCUAUUGAACAUAUUUGUGAUAUUUACAUAAUAUCUAUACGUGUGGAUGCGUAUGUAAUGAAAUGUUUAUUAUCUUUGUAUAGAGAAAUAUGCACUCGUUCUUCAGCGGAAGAAAGUCGCCCAAUAUUUCCCCUGAAGAUCUCGACGUGCAGAUUUCCAGAUACAUAGUAAUAACCUAUAAUUAUUAUACUACGGAAUCCUGUUUGGGCCACUUAUAAUGUCGCCGUCGCGUUUGUGGGGUCGACACACGACAACGCAAAGUAACAUAGCGACAUUACGAAGUGACACCCGACAAUCGCAAACGACGGCGACAAUCCCAAAACGACAAUGUCGCGAUAUCCACGUUGAAAUGUCGCCGUUCAAAAGCACGAUAUAUCGCGAUGUCCUUUCGCGUUGUCGUGUGUCGACCCUGCAAAUAUAAAACUUGCAGCCAUAUUUUAAAUCAGCCCUUUUUUAAGGUUUAAUUGACGGUCUUCAUAGAAUCUAGGUCAAAUUUGAAUCCCGAUGUCUGUGCUCAAACACUGUCACUAUGUAAUAUGAUAGAAAAUGUUGUAAUAUGAUAGAAAAUGUUGUCAACGUUGGAGUUGCAUUAUGCCCCACUGUGUGGUUAGCAAAUUCUAGCAUAUAUUUGAAAUAGAUUUUCAGAGGCGAAAGUCUAAGUCACUUGAUCAAACGAUAGAAACAAAACAACUUCUUAACAUUCAUGGAGUAACGCCUUAUACUUGACCAUAAUGCAUUUUUGUCAGCAUUUCUUUCUAAAAAGCUAUCUCUAGUUAGAAACUGGAUUAUUAAAAGACAAAAACUAAAUCAAUUCGUGGUUGAAUAAAAAUGGGAAACCACAGGUUGUCCACCUCGACAUCAGCUGAUCAAAUGUUGCAGGCUCGGUUUGACUGAGGCUGUACGUGGACAGUAGUGAAAAUGCAAACUACCGCCUACGCCCCUAGCCCGGGUUGAACAGAACUCAACAUUUACACAUGUUAUAAGUACUAAAUUAUAUCUUUUAGACAUCCAAAGAUGUAUUCAUUCGGCAGUACACAUGGAAACUUCAAUGAUGCACAGAUAGCAAACACUUUCAUUUCUCCAAAGGACACAUUUGAUAACAGAUCUUCAUAAAACUUUGUCAGAAUCCAAAUCUGUAUGAAAUAUUAUUAUUGUAGCUUGAAUCUGGAUUUAUGUAACGAUUGCUUUGUCAGUAGAUGAAAUCACAUAAAUCUCUUUAAACACUAAAAAUGUUUCCUUUUUACGUGAUCCUCAUGACACUUGGUAAUGUUUUUAUAUUUUACUGUUAAGUAUGUAGGACAGAUUUGAAAUUGGCGCAUUUGGAGAAACAAUUCGGUUUAUUUUGUCAAAUUAUCGAACAUAAACCAAAAGUUUGUGUCUAUCAUAUGUGAUCCAAAAUAGAAACUAAGCGGUUUUGGGUAAGAACUUAGUAAGGUGACAAAUGCUUAGCCUAUAGACAAUCUUGUUUAAAAUCAAUUCAUAAAUAAAAUGACAGCCGUAUUAAUAAAGAUAUAGUUAACAAGAAUACACAAUUAAGUCUUGUUUAUAAUAAACUAAUUGCUAUCCCAGGCGCUUUGUUCAUGUGGAGU
Molecule: messenger RNA, 3693 nt
Organism: Mercenaria mercenaria
Lineage: Eukaryota; Metazoa; Mollusca; Bivalvia; Venerida; Veneridae
Exons: 7
Coding region: 91-771 (226 amino acids)
Source: RefSeq, a predicted model, not a curated record